Fraxinus pennsylvanica is the source of this 1344-nucleotide messenger RNA. NCBI's taxonomy places the organism in Eukaryota, Viridiplantae, Streptophyta, Magnoliopsida, Lamiales, Oleaceae. The record is from the annotation of a GenBank genome assembly.
AUGGACCCUAAUCGAAUCAUGUCCUCCUCUUUUCCUCUUCUCUUCUUGAUUCUUCUCUGUAUCAGUUCAACUGCCGUCGGUGAGAUCCGUUUCUCCGAGAUCCGAUCCGACGACCGGCCGAUUAUCCCCUUCGAUGAGUUCGGAUUCACCCACCGCGGCCAGCUUGAGCUCAACGUUACUAAAAUUUCCCUGGUCGGCCCCAAUUCCGAUUCCUCCACCCUAGACCUCUCCAAAGUCGGAUUCUUUCUCUGUACCCGGGACGCCUGUAUCCACGUACUCCAGCAAAUUGAAGACGCCGAGAUCACCUGCACGCUGCUAUCUGACUCCAUCCACAAGGUCUUCACCUUCGAUCGUCUCCCAAACCCUAACACAGACAGUUUCAAUUUCUUGUACCCGGAAUCCAAUGCCGAUCAGUACACACUUGUAUUCGCCAAUUGCCUUCCGCAACUCAAGGUCUCGAUGAAAGUCCGCUCCGCCAUGUACAACCUGGAAAACGGCAAGUCUAAUAGCCGGGAUUAUCUUAGCGCUGGAAAGACAAUUUUACCACGGGUUUAUUUCCUGUUUUUUAUUGUGUAUUUUGUUCUGGCUGCUGUUUGGAUUAAUAUUUUGUACAAGAAGAGAUUGACGGCCUUUAGAAUUCAUUUCUUUAUGCUUGCGGUUGUGAUCUUGAAAGCCUUCAAUUUACUGUGUGAGGCGGAGGAUAAGUCUUAUAUUAAGCGAACUGGAUCUGCUCAUGGCUGGGAUGUGUUAUUUUACAUAUUUAGCUUCUUGAAGGGGAUUACUUUGUUCACUUUGAUUGUGUUGAUUGGGACUGGAUGGUCGAUCUUGAAGCCAUAUUUGCAAGAUAAAGAAAAGAAGGUUUUGAUUAUUGUGAUCCCACUUCAGGUGAUUGCCAAUAUAGCUCAAGUUGUGAUUGAUGAGACUGGACCAUAUGGUCAAGAUUGGAUGACAUGGAAACAAGUUUUCCUGCUUGUUGAUGUUGUUUGCUGUUGUGCGGUGCUUUUCCCAAUCGUUUGGUCUAUCAAGAACUUGCGGGAAGCGGCAAGGACUGAUGGAAAAGCUGCAGUGAACUUGAUGAAGUUGACUUUGUUUAGACACUACUACAUUGUGGUGAUAUGCUACAUUUACUUUACAAGGGUUGUGGUUUAUGCAUUGGAGACGAUUACUUCUUAUAAGUAUCUUUGGACUAGUGUGGUGGCAGGGGAGUUGGCUACACUGGCAUUCUAUGUGUUCACAGGGUACAAAUUCAAGCCGGAGGCACACAAUCCAUAUUUCGUGAUCGAUGAUGAAGAGGAGGAGGCUGCAGCCGAGCAAUUGAAGUUGGAAGAUGAGUUUGAACUGUGA